Messenger RNA from Fusarium musae, 1677 nucleotides. RefSeq lists its product as uncharacterized. Lineage: Eukaryota; Fungi; Ascomycota; Sordariomycetes; Hypocreales; Nectriaceae. The record is from RefSeq and is a predicted model, not a curated record. The coding region runs from base 1 to 1677 and encodes 558 amino acids. The transcript has 4 exons.
AUGUUGUUAGCGGCUGCGAUCAGAAGGUUGCAAGAGGAAGAUUUGGACGAGCUGAAGAGCAAAGACACGGCCACGAUUCCCCUGGAGGUCAACACUAUCCGCUUCUCAACCAGCGAUAACUGGCGCAGCUUGGCCGGUUGCUUCAACCUAGUUGCCACUGCGUACUACAUCAUAGAGCAAGACUUGGCCUUUCAUCUCGCCGAGUCCAUUACUCCAGCAAUAUUCGCCCAGAUUGACGCCAAAUUUCCGAGAUUCAGGUCUAUGUUUGAAUCAGAGUUGACAAACCAUAACACCAGGAACCCUGCAGAUGGCAGGCCCCGCUCGAGGAAAGACAUUGUCGAUAGGGUGCGACCUCCCCUCUGCCACUUGGUAGGAUUCUUUUUCGGGCUCAAGGUCGACAAGGUCAAUGUCUAUGGACCCUCUGCCUAUCUCGGCUUUGCUGAUAUUCAUGAAGAAGACUUCAUGGACCCAUACGGUAAAUUGCCAGGUGACUCUCAUGAUAGAUGGCAACAGCAGUCAGGGGAUGUCCGAGAUGCACUCUCGUAUUGUCUGCGGCUCAUUGCUGAAGAGGCCCCAAAGGAAUUUGAGGAUCAGGUACAUAAGACCUUGCCCCACUGGAUUGGCAAGGAGGAUGUCGCUCAUGCAUUGGAUCUAUUGAAUAUUCACGACUUUGUGUGGAAGCUCCCCGAACUUUGGAGAUACUCCGACGAGUUCUACCAGGAGCUUGGCGAUAUUCCCUACAAGCCACGUCCAGAAAACGCCGAAAGAUGUCAAUACGGUGCCGAAUAUAAUAAUCCCAUAAGAAUGAUCGAUCAUUUUGAUUACCGCUAUCGCGAUAAGAUAAGAUUCUCUGCUACCGCUACAGCAAUACCUUUUUUCAACAGGCUGCCUGCUGAGCAGCGAACACAGAUCCGCAGGAUCACAUUGCUUGAAGACGCGCCAUCAGUCAACAUGUCGUCACUCCACGCCCCGGGUUUGGUCCCUUUAUACAAGGAAAACCCACGACUACAGGUGAAGCGCCGUGUCAGUGUUUUUGGCUGCAUACAUAGCUCGGCGGGACCAGAGAAGGAAUGGAUGACUCGGGACAAGCCUAGAUAUCUGUAUGGGCCCGAAUUCCUCUUGUCUCUACAAUCAUGGCUCAUUGACGCUCUUUCAAUGCGAGACUUGGGUAUCCCUUCCGGCUCCUUCAUUCUUACUUUGUGGGCUGGAUCCUAUGGCGACUUUUGUACCGACCUCUUUCAACGGUGCGUUCACAUGGCCCUUGCAGAGGGCCCAGCAUUCGAUAAAUGCUGCGAACUUGACCUCUUCGGAUCUGCUACACAUCAGUUGCCCGUCACACCGGAUAAGUUCUUCUUUGACCCCAGAUUCAGGGAAGCGGUUGAGCACUUGGUUAACAAGACGUCGAUUUUGCAGUCGGACUUUCACCCUGGGGUCCCGGUAGACCCCAACGUAUUGGUGGAGGAAAGUAAAGGAAUUGACGAUUUGGAAGACCUUGUUGACAGAUGGGGCUAUCACGCAGCAAGCCUUAGCUGCGGCAUUCCCGCUGAUCUAUACUACGAUUUCAUUCUACCUCCUCGGUUCGAAUCAGAGCAAGGAGCAGUAUAUCGAGCCACAGGGAGGAGGGGUCAAGGAACAAGACUCGUAAUCAAAAUGGUCUUCGAAUGGUCAUUGGUGUAG